AUGACCACCGCUGACGACGAAGCCUGGGACGAAUGGGAAGACGACGCCCCCGCGUCGCCCCCAGAGCUCCCCGCUACAUCAACUUUGCAUGACCAUGAAGCCAAGACGCAAGCGCAGCCAACCGCGCCAGAUUCGCCGUCGUCCGACGCCGGGAAGUGGGGCUUUGACCUCUCGGAACUCGAGCGAGAGAUGUCGGAUCUUCCGCCGGACAGCUGCGCGACGCGCUUGAGCGCCCCUGACGCCGACGCCAGCAACGAGGAGGCGCUACUAUCAGCCAUUAAAGGUCUGCCUAGCGCCUUGCAAGCCGGUGGCGAGCGGAUGCGAACGCUGCAGGCGCUAGUGCUGGUCGCGCGCCUGCACGUUGAGUUGGCUCGUGGCAGCUUUGCCGAGCUGCAGAGCGGCCCACAGAGCUUGCAGGAAGAGUUGGACGCUAUGGCUGAAGAGCUGCAGCAAUUGGCAGGAGAGUGGGGCGAUCAGAAGCUGCUGGAGACGACGCUGGGUGCAUCAGAGCGCCGUCAACUCGAAGAGAUGACGGGGCUGCUGCACAACGCUCUGGAUGCGGAAAACGAAGACUUGACGCUGUUCCGAGAGGUGGUCGAGCAGCUUUUUGAAGGUCUGCCGGAGCAGAAGCUGGUGGUGUCGACGAACUGGCUGCAGAGAGAGGAUGUUGCAGCGGUGGAGCAGGAGGAGACGGGGGACAAGAGCUACUUGAAGCAGGUUUUGGCCAUCUCCAGUGACGAGCCGGGCAAUGCCAGCCGCAUGCCGACGUUGUCAGAGGCAGAGAUCUUCCAAGACGCCAAGGAUAUCGGGCGUGACGAGCUGCUGAUCAAUGGUCAGCGCGUGGAAGGCACGAGAGGGUACGACGCCGUCGUGGAUGCGCUGCAGCAUGAGCUGGAGCAUGUCCUGGCGCGGCAAGCGGGCAAGACGCCGGAGCAGACGCCUAUGGCAGUGAGCAAUGCGCUGCAGUCGGUUGCGAUGGCGGUGCUGCAUGCGAGCAACCGCACGGAAUCGGGUGGUAGUUCGUAUGAAUUACUGGGUAAGUUCCUUAGCAACCAUGAGAUGGAUCGAGUGCUGCUGCGCCCGGCGUCGGCACGCGCGGCUCCGCUGGAGGUUCACAUGGACGUGGGCCCGUAUCUGGAGACUGUACCAGGCUCCAAGGAGACAACGUGGGCCUUUGGACUGCGUGUGAAGCUUGUGGCGGUGACGUGGUAUCUCGUGUGCGAUUCUGAAGACCCUACGAACGAACUGUACGAGGUUGAAACUACAUUCUGCAACCGCCUUGCUUUUCCAGUGGGGCUGACACCUUUCCACCCGCUCGACAGCAUGCGCAAGGACCGCGGUGAUGUCACAGUGCGUCUAGUGCUUCCUACUGCUGCAGCAGAUCUGGACCAACAAGUAGUAGAAUAG
Molecule: messenger RNA, 1407 nt
Organism: Phytophthora sojae
Lineage: Eukaryota; Oomycota; Peronosporomycetes; Peronosporales; Peronosporaceae
Exons: 1
Coding region: 1-1407 (468 amino acids)
Source: RefSeq, a predicted model, not a curated record